This is a messenger RNA of Laetiporus sulphureus 93-53, 645 nucleotides long. RefSeq lists its product as uncharacterized. The coding region runs from base 1 to 645 and encodes 214 amino acids. The transcript has 3 exons. Lineage: Eukaryota; Fungi; Basidiomycota; Agaricomycetes; Polyporales; Laetiporaceae. The record is from RefSeq and is a predicted model, not a curated record.
AUGCGCACUGCACUAGCAAAUGGGAGGGAUCAGUAUGCUGGCCUCGAGACAGCCGUCACGGAGCUUCGAGCUGAAAAGGCAGGGGUUGAUGAGUGGCUCGAGGAGCCGCGGCUGGUCAUCAACACUCAGGGGGUGUUGUCGACGGAUCACGUUCACUGCAAGGGGCUGGAAGCUCCGGUAUUCGCACUCGAAGGAUUCCGCCAACAGCUACCACAGGAGCAAGCGGUCCAUGCAGACAAGCAUCGCGUGACGGACUCGGUGCAGCUCUCUGCGGCUUUAUCCCAUGGUUUUGCUCUCGAGAACGGUGGAGGUCUCUUUUUAUGUCCUGUCCAUGCUGCUCGUGGAAUCUCCGCACGCGAGUACAGGAGCGAGGCCGCCAAUCCGGCCUGGGACUUCGAGAGUUGGCAUCACCUGCACUCUUCAUGGAAUCUCCUUGACUUCACCGUCAAGAGAAUGUCUACACCAUAUCGCGCUGCAUCGCACCACAUUGGUGGCGUGCGCUUCGCAGGCACCUCAUACCAAGGCCUCAUCGGUGUUAUCCCAUCAGCAGAGCUCCCUGCUUGGACAUCGAAUAGGCCUGCUCGACGAUCUUGGGGUGAGAAUCGACAGGGAGGGUGCGAGGGCCGUGCUCGGGAGGGAACAUGA